This is a messenger RNA of Lampris incognitus (smalleye Pacific opah), 739 nucleotides long. RefSeq names its product oogenesis-related gene (gene org). The transcript has 6 exons. Bases 170 to 661 code for a protein of 163 amino acids. NCBI's taxonomy places the organism in Eukaryota, Metazoa, Chordata, Actinopteri, Lampriformes, Lampridae. The record is from RefSeq and is a predicted model, not a curated record.
AGCACCAGACUCCAUAAGGGUGCUGCGAAUCCACAAUGCACAGCCAGAGUCGCCAGUUCCUGCAAAGCCCACGGCUGCCUCUCUCUGUCUGCAGGGCAAAACUGUAAAGAGCGAUGGCUUGUUUUACACCGUGCUACGCCUCCUCAAGCGGCUCUGGCCCAUCAGCAUCAUGGUACGGGCAUACCACGGGGUGCGGUGGCUGCUCGGCGUCCCCUUUCAGAGGAGCUGCUCCACUCCGGCGCGUGUGAGCCUAUCGGGCCGGAAGCGUCUGAGCCGGUUCACGCGCGUCCUGCUGGUCGUGCUCCCUAAUCGCGUGCAGGCCGCGCUGGGCUACCCGGUCUCGAGCAGCAUCGGGUGCUCGCUGUCCCCAGAAGUGAGAGUCUCUCCUACCAAACCUUAUGGGAAGGGUAGUAAGAGGAAGCAGGAUGACUUGGAUGAGGAAGAAGAGGAGCAGCAGACUGUGUUGGAGAUCCUCACUCAGGAGCUGGCUGUAUCUGAAGACUCUGAAGAGGACCCAGACUAUGAGCCUAGUCCUGUGGAAUCUGACACUGAGGAAUACGGCUCUCACAACAACACGGAGAGUGACUUUGAAGUUUCGGAGAAAGGCAUGGUCAUUAUUAAAGACCUAGAAACGGAUGUUUUUACUGUCCAUUCCAACUGAUGUGGUGUCCUGCAUUUUUGAGCUGGGAUUUUUGUCAUUUCCAUAUAAUUUUGUAAGUUUAUAAUUCAAUAAAUGUUC